Messenger RNA from Rotaria sordida, 441 nucleotides. The record is from the annotation of a GenBank genome assembly. NCBI's taxonomy places the organism in Eukaryota, Metazoa, Rotifera, Eurotatoria, Philodinida, Philodinidae.
AUGACAUUUAUUAUUAUAUUAUUUAUUGUACUUAUUUUUGCUUAUUAUAUAUGGGAUUCUUCUCCAUCACAAAAAAUUCGUUUUCGUAUGCAACAACAAGGAAUAUAUAUAACACGAAAUGGAUUUCCACAAGUUCCAUGGAAUGAAAUAAAAAAUCCUAAAUAUUUAAAAACUGAAUGUGGUUCACCAUUAUUAAUUGAUGGUUAUUGGAAAUAUUGUCGUAAACCAGCAUAUACAGCUGAUAUAUGUAUGGCAACAUGCUGGGCAUUAUCAUGUCAUCAAUGGUUUGGUGUUUUACCUUAUUUUUAUCCAAUAUUCUUUUUUUUCAUGAUUAUUCAUCGUUAUACACGUGAUAUGACUCGAUGUCAAGCUAAAUAUGGUAAAGAUUGGGCAACUUAUUGUAAACGCGUACCAUAUGCAUUUAUUCCUGGAGUUAUUUGA